Messenger RNA from Corylus avellana, 1280 nucleotides. It is a transcript of the gene TIC22-III, whose product is annotated as Tic22-like family protein. The record is from RefSeq and is a predicted model, not a curated record. Lineage: Eukaryota; Viridiplantae; Streptophyta; Magnoliopsida; Fagales; Betulaceae. Gene Ontology annotation, cellular component: chloroplast. Gene Ontology annotation, biological process: protein transport.
AUUUUCCCCCCUUUUUGGCUCACAAUCACUUACUUUUGUGGGUCUCAAGUUCCACCCAAAAGGCCAAAACCCUCUUUUUCCUUCACCCAAAACCCCUCUUCUCUUCAGUCUUCACCCCUCGUUCAUCACUACUUCAUUCGCACUCAAUCUCCACUUGAACUUGACCACACCCCCUUCCUUUCCCGAGAAAAUGAAUCCCGAAAACUCCAAACAACCCCCGCAACUCAACCUCCAACGAGCGUUCUCUGACCUCCAACAUCAUUGCUCUAAGCUCCUCCACAACCUUCCCAACCCAUCUUCCUUCAAAACCCACAUUCAAUCUGCCGUCUCCAACUUCCAGAACCAUGCAAAACACGCCCUGGACCCCAAAAUUUCGGGCUCUUCUUCUGGGAAAAACCCGGUCUGGGCUCGGAUUGCCGAACCCAAUAAGACCCAGGUCGCGCCGGCUAGCCAAUCUGGUGGUAGUGGUGGUCGUGUCGCCCUGUCGAUCGAGGCCAUUGAAGAGCGGCUGGCGGGCGUGCCCGUCUACGCGCUAAGCAAUGCGGUCGAUGAGUUCGUGCUGGUUUCGGGCGUCUCGACCAGGAAAUCUCUCGGGUUGUUCUGUUUCAAGAAAGAGGACGCGGAGGCGCUUCUUGAGCAGAUUAGGAGCUUGGACCCCUCAAUGCAAAGUGGGUCCAAGGUGGUGGCUGUUGCUCUGAAUAAGGUCUUUCACUUGAAGCUCGAUGGGGUGGCCUUCAGGUUGAUUCCGGAGUCUUCGCAAGUCCAAAACGCUCUUAGGGAGAUGGAAAAGGCUGGUAUUUCUGAUGAUGGCUUCUCUGGGGUUCCAGUUUUCCAGUCACGGAGCUUGAUACUAAAGAGCCAAAACAAGAGCUAUCGCCCAGCUUUUUUCAGAAAGGAGGAUUUAGAAAAUUCCCUACUAAGGGCUGCUCGCGACCAGAACCAAUUAAAUCCUGCUUACAGACGAGGGGAUAUUCAGGUUGCUGUUCUGGAGGAGGUACUUAAGGGCAUGAAGGAGAGUUCUACGGCAAUGUGGGAUGACAUCGUUUUCAUACCUCCCGGUUUCGAUCUUGCUACUGAUCCCACCGAGAGGCAACUAUAAAAUGAGUAGGUCAUGGCAUCUUUAACUUGAUCAAUCAAUUCAGUAGUUAUUUGAGAGCUUUCUUUUUAUAUUUUUGGCAUUAUCUUGUACGGUAGAUAUGGAAGACCUACUGAAGUUAAGGACUGGGCAUGUAGCUACGCGUAUAUACCAUCUCAGCUAUGAAAUAUACUAUUUUUGUUAA